AUGCACAACGGCACUGCCGAAACUCCGCAUACGGUUGAAAUGUGUAACGAGACUUUGUCCGCACGGCCACCGAGCUCCGAGCUUUCACUGGGCGUGUUGGUGCUGCUGGCUUUCUUCAUGGUGUUGCUAGCUCUGGUCACCAUCCUCGGAAAUGUCCUGGUGAUCCUCGCUUUCAUCAUGGACAGAAACCUCAGGCAUCAGAGUAACUAUUACUUUCUCAAUCUUGCUAUUUCUGACUUUGCAGUGGGUGCAUUCUGCAUGCCUCUCUACAUCCCUUACAGCCUGACGGGUAAAUGGCACUUGGGAAGAGGCUUCUGCAAGCUCUGGCUAGCUAUGGACUAUCUCCUGUGCUCAGCGUCAGUAUUUAACAUUGUUCUUAUCAGCUACGACCGUUUCCUGUCAGUUACUAAAGCUGUAUCUUAC
Fulmarus glacialis (Northern fulmar) is the source of this 423-nucleotide messenger RNA. RefSeq names its product histamine H3 receptor-like. Gene Ontology annotation, cellular component: plasma membrane. Gene Ontology annotation, biological process: adenylate cyclase-activating adrenergic receptor signaling pathway. Lineage: Eukaryota; Metazoa; Chordata; Aves; Procellariiformes; Procellariidae. The annotation marks the transcript as partial. The transcript has 3 exons. Gene Ontology annotation, molecular function: G protein-coupled acetylcholine receptor activity. The record is from RefSeq and is a predicted model, not a curated record.